This is a messenger RNA of Engraulis encrasicolus (European anchovy), 1306 nucleotides long. Its product is annotated as glyceraldehyde-3-phosphate dehydrogenase-like. The record is from RefSeq and is a predicted model, not a curated record. The coding region runs from base 87 to 1088 and encodes 333 amino acids. Gene Ontology annotation, biological process: glycolytic process; glucose metabolic process. The transcript has 12 exons. NCBI's taxonomy places the organism in Eukaryota, Metazoa, Chordata, Actinopteri, Clupeiformes, Engraulidae. Gene Ontology annotation, molecular function: NAD binding; glyceraldehyde-3-phosphate dehydrogenase (NAD+) (phosphorylating) activity; NADP binding. Gene Ontology annotation, cellular component: cytosol.
GCAGCGGCCCUUCACUAAGUCGCUCUCACUGCACCCAACGGGACAGAGACCCUCUACAGACGAAGUCUUGAACUCAACCUGACAACAUGGUGAAAUUCGGAGUCAAUGGAUUUGGCCGUAUCGGUCGCCUGGUGACCCGCGUCGCCGUCCUCAGUGGCAAGGCUGAGAUCGUGGCCAUCAACGACCCAUUCGUCGAUGUCGAAUACAUGGCUUACAUGUUCAAGUAUGACUCCACCCAUGGCCGUUUCCACGGUGAAGUCAAGGUUGAGGGUGGCAAGCUCGUUAUCAACGGCAAAGCCAUCUCCGUCUUCGCUGAGAGGGACCCAGCCAACAUUAAGUGGGGCGAUGCUGGUGCCCACUACGUCGUGGAGUCCACCGGUGUUUUCACCACUAUUGAGAAGGCAUCUUUGCACUUGAAGGGCGGUGCCAAGAGGGUUGUCAUCUCUGCUCCCAGUGCCGAUGCCCCCAUGUUCGUCAUGGGCGUCAACCACGAGAAGUUCAACAAGGACAUGAAAGUUGUCAGCAAUGCUUCCUGCACCACCAACUGCCUGGCACCCGUUGCCAAGAUUCUCCAUGACAACUAUGGCAUCAUUGAGGGUCUCAUGAGCACAGUGCACGCUGUCACCGCCACCCAGAAGACCGUGGACUCUCCCUCUGGCAAGCUGUGGAGGGACGGCCGUGGUGCCAGCCAGAACAUCAUUCCCGCCUCCACUGGCGCUGCCAAGGCUGUGGGCAAGGUCAUCCCCGAGCUGAACGGAAAGCUCACCGGCAUGGCCUUCCGUGUCCCCACUCCCAAUGUCUCUGUUGUGGAUCUGACAGUCCGUCUUGAGAAGCCCGCCAAGUACGAUGACAUCAAGGCCAAGAUGAAGGCAGCUGCUCACGGCCCAAUGAAGGGAAUCCUUGGAUACACAGAGGACCAGGUGGUGUCCAGCGACUUCAACAGCGACUACCACUCCUCAUACUUUGAUGCUGGCGCUGGUAUUGCCAUCUCUGACCACUUUGUCAAGGUGGUGUCCUGGUACGACAAUGAGUACGGCUACAGCAACCGUGUUGUGGAUCUGAUGGUUCACAUCCACGCCCACGAGUAAACUGCACCAGCGCCAUGACGAUAACAAAAGAUGAUGAUGACGAUGAAGCUGUUUUCCUGUUGAGAAAGUCUACCGCCUGCUCGUGUGACGCUCUUACUGUGCUACAGUUUGACCUCACAUGAUGAUUCUGUCCUUAUCCCGCCUUCUCCGGUUGGCGAGGCGUUCCAUCACAUGCAAUCACAUGUUUUUUUUAAUAAAACGUUGAAUACUCAAAAUAA